Messenger RNA from Coregonus clupeaformis (lake whitefish), 1815 nucleotides. RefSeq names its product protein salvador homolog 1-like. Gene Ontology annotation, biological process: apoptotic process; hippo signaling; regulation of cell population proliferation. The coding region runs from base 73 to 1308 and encodes 411 amino acids. The transcript is spliced from 6 exons. Gene Ontology annotation, molecular function: protein binding; molecular adaptor activity. The record is from RefSeq and is a predicted model, not a curated record. NCBI's taxonomy places the organism in Eukaryota, Metazoa, Chordata, Actinopteri, Salmoniformes, Salmonidae.
AAAUCCCAAAGCUCUUUACAGAGAAACCAUUCAAAGAAAAAAGCUUGAAUAAAAGGACUAAAGACAUUAGUUAUGCUUUCAAGAAAGAAAAGUAAAAGCGAAGCGUCGAAACCAGCCGAGGUACACGGGAAAUAUGUCAAGAAGGAGACCUCACCAGUCCUGAGAAAUCUCAUGCCCUCAUUCAUCCGACAUGGACCCACAAUUCCCAGACGCACAGAGGUCCCUCUGCCUGAGCCGGGACCCUCAGCCUACCCCGUGGGACCCAGCCCUGAGCCUGUGGUGGCCCGCAACAAGAGCUUCCUGCGCACCCCUGUGCAGAGACCACCGCAAGAGGUGGCUCGAAGGGAAAGCCAUAGGAUGUCAGCCCCUCCGUACCUACCACGUAGCCUGGGGGACCUACCCCACGAGUACGGAGGCUCUUCACAGUCCUUCCUCACGGACGUGAGCCCCAUGGCUGAGAACGGGGACGCUGGCCGCUACUACUACCCCCCUCCUCCGGAGCCUUACUACGACAGCCAGCAGCAGCAGCAGCAGAGAAGGCCUCAGCAGCCCAGAGCCCCUGACCGCUUCCAUGACGACUAUAGAUACUAUGAACACAAUGAACAUCCAAACUUCCAAAGACUACCACCGCAACAACACGCUUCCCCGGCCCCUAACAGACCGCCAGAAGGUAUCGGUCGGAUGCAGGCCAAGUCUCUGGGGAACCUGUCCAGUCCGAGCGGUGAGGACCUCCCGCUGCCCCGUGGUUGGACGGUAGACUGGACCAUCCGAGGCAGGAAGUACUACAUCGACCACAACACCAACACCACCCACUGGUCCCACCCCCUGGAGAGAGAGGGUCUGCCCCCUGGCUGGGAGAAGGUGGAGUCGGCUGAGUUUGGGACUUACUACGUGGACCACAUCAACAAGCGGGCGCAGUAUAGACACCCCUGUGCCCCUAGCAUACCCCGCUAUGACCAGCCCCCUCCGGUUGUAUACCAGCCUCGCCCCGCAGAGAGGAACCAUCCGGUGCUGGUGCCAGCCAACCCAUACCACACUGCAGAGAUCCCAGACUGGCUACAGGUGUAUGCCCGCGCCCCGCUCAAGUAUGACCACAUCCUGAAAUGGGAGCUCUUCCAGCUGGUGGAUCUGGACACGUACCAGGGCAUGCUGAAGCUGCUCUUCAUGAAGGAGCUGGAGCGCAUCGUCAAGUCCUACGAGGCCUACCGCCAGGCCCUGCUCUCUGAGGUGGACCACAGGAAACAGAGGCAGCAGUGGUCCGCUCAGGCCCAGCAGCAGCCGGGCAAGAACUUCACAGGGAACAUGUGAACUGGGUCGUAUUCACUAGGAAGCAAAUGGGACAACAAAAAAAAAAGGAGGGACCUACCUGAAUUUGUCCAAUAAUAAACCAGUUGUUGCUAAACAGUUUGCUACGGUGUGCACUAGUGAAUACGACCCUGAACUGACUGGACUGGACGGAGGAAUGGACCCCGUGGCUAGCUGGAUCUGGGACUUCAAGGACUCUCAUUCUACACUAUUCAUAAGAAGUUCAGCCCGGGUGAACCGUUGUCCCACACCUCUGAGGUUACAAAUAGUAAGGAAGCUACGCCCCUGUGCCUGGCUACAACGCCCCUCUGAGGUUACUACAAUAUGGAGCUCUACCCCUCUGAGGUUUUGGCCUCGUCCACUGAGGUUUCUACACUUGGGAGCUCCACCCCUUAGCCCCCCCCCCCUCCCCCCUCCUGUGAGGGUCGGCCAGCAAAGAGCUCCACCCCUUUUGAGGUUUUGGCCUCAUCCACUGAGGUUUCUACACUUGGGAGCUCCACCCCUUAGCCC